Molecule: messenger RNA, 1203 nt
Organism: Vicia faba (fava bean)
Lineage: Eukaryota; Viridiplantae; Streptophyta; Magnoliopsida; Fabales; Fabaceae
Source: the annotation of a GenBank genome assembly
AUGGCGUUAUCAACUCCUCCACAAAUACAGAGAUUCCUCUUAACCAAACUCCAUAAACGCUCCUCCACCACCUCUUCCAAAUCCAACAACCUCCACAAAAAUAGAACCAUAAACAUCUUCAGUGCCAUCACCAACAACCGAAGAAGCCGGUGCUACUCUGCCAUAGCCAUUGACGCACCUUCCUCUUUGACGGACUCUCCUCCUAUUAGAUGGGGAUCCGUUUCCUUGCAAGGUCCACGCGAAGAAAUGGAAGAUGAUAUUCUUCUUCGACCCGAUUGUCUUCAAGGUUAUUCUUUCGCUGCUGUGUUUGAUGGCCAUGGAGGGUUUGCGUCUGUCCAGUUUCUCAGGGAUGAACUAUACAAGGAGUGUUUUGAAGCUCUACAAGGUGGGUUAGUAUUGCUUGGGAAAGAUUACAAAGCUGUUGAAGAAGCAAUAAAACAGGCAUUUGCAAAGGCAGAUACGAGUUUGUUGAAAUGGCUUGAAAUGAAAGGGGGAGAGGAGGAUGAAUCAGGUGCUACAGCAACUGCCAUAUUCCUUGGGGAUAAUAAGCUGCUAAUUUCACAUAUUGGUGACUCAUCUGUGGUUUUAUGCAGAUCUGGAAAACCAGAAUUGCUGACUAGUCCUCACCGUCCCUAUGGGAGCAACAAGGCUUCUCUUCAAGAAAUCAAAAGAAUCAGAGAAGCAGGUGGAUGGAUUGUCAAUGGUAGGAUUUGUGGAGAUAUCGCUGUAUCUCGUGCAUUUGGGGACAUUCGAUUCAAAACGAAGAAGAAUGAGAUGCUAAGAAAAGGAGUUCAGGAAGGAAGAUGGACAGAAAAGUUCAUUUCUCGUGUACAAUUCAACGACGACUUGGUUGUUGCACGCCCUGAUAUUUAUCAAGUAUCUCUUGGCUCAGAUGCAGAAUUUAUAGUCUUAGCAUCCGAUGGCUUAUGGGAUUACAUGAGCAGCUCAGAUGCAGUUUCUUUUGUGAGGGAGCAACUACGAAAACAUGGAAACACACAGCUAGCUUGUGAAUCCCUUGCACAAGUCGUUUUGGACCAACGUACACAGGAUAAUGUCAGCAUUAUAAUUGCCGAUCUAGGGAAGACAGAUUGGAAGACAGUGCCACUGCAGAAACAAAAUGUCAUAGUUGAGCUUGUCCAAGCCAUCGCCACGGUUGGAAUUGUGUCUAUUGGAAUCUGGUUUUCAUCACAGCUUUCUUUAUAG